CAUGAAAAUAACAAGGCUUCAAAUAUGUGAGUAUAUCGACUGAAAGUUAAUGUUUUCAUUUGGUCAAAGAAUACUGAUUAUAUUUUUGGUUUAAUCUUUGUCAUUGGUUGAAAGUAUAUUUAAUGGUGAAAUUUAUAUUGUGACUUUAUGAUUUCCAUAGACCUACUCAUAUGGUGUCAAGCUGCAGAGACUGUUGAUCAAUUGACUGAUUUGGGACAAAAUGUGAAUAUAAACUGUGAUCUGGAUGAAGAAGAGAUUUAUUGGUUAUUACUGAAAGUACCAGAUCCUCCUGUGAUGAUAUUAUGCACUUUGCCCACAACAUUUAUUCUUUUCAACAAAGGAUUUAGACAGAAAUAUUCAGUUGAAUCUAAAACUCAUCUGUUUAUAAAUAACAUCACUGUUAAUGAAUUAGGAGUUUAUUAUUGUAUGAAGAAAGAUGGACCUCCAAAAUUCAGCAAUGGCACCAGACUGCAGAUAAAUGAGACAACAGAAAAUCCAAAUGAAGAGAUCAGAUAUAAACAUCAGAAUCAUACAGAAGUGAAAUAUAUUCAACAGAAUCAGACACUAUGGCAGACUCUUACUCUCAUACUUGGUCUGCUGAAUGGUGUUUUAUUCAUUGUGGUCAUAGGACUAUUAAAGGCUUUUAUUGAUGGGAAUAAAACAAUUGAAGAAGGUUUUAUAAAACUCCCCAACACUUAUCUACAGCAGGUGACCUACAGAAGCUUUUCUAAUCUCAAACCAGCUAAAGUGACUUUUGAUAGCUGCAUAGAGUCUUGUUCCAGGAAAUCCAAUCACAACUGUGCUGCUUCAAAGCUGCCAACAUAAUCUGUACAACAAACCUGAAAUACAUAUCUCACAGUGUACAGAAUUGUGUAUGAUGAAUUAUGUUACCUUACCAAUUUAGUGAUAUUGACUGUGAUGUUUUUGAUGUAAUGAUGUUUUUAUUCUGUAAAUUAUAUUGAUAGCACAUGAUAGUCUCAGGCUGUUGGCAACAAUUAGUUGUAGUUCACAAGUUAUAUUCACAUCCACUCAAAUUUCCACAAAAAGCUAUCAAAUGGGGAAAUUCUAUGAGCAAAUGUUUGGUAAAUACCAUAUAGAUUUGAUUGGUCAAACUGUAAUAAAACGAGUAUUAUCUCACUUUACCAAGCUAUAGCUUGACCCAAAGGAACGUUAAAUGAUAAAAGCGUCAGUCAUACACUAA
Triplophysa dalaica is the source of this 1201-nucleotide messenger RNA. Its product is annotated as ladderlectin-like. The transcript is spliced from 4 exons. Gene Ontology annotation, molecular function: signaling receptor activity. NCBI's taxonomy places the organism in Eukaryota, Metazoa, Chordata, Actinopteri, Cypriniformes, Nemacheilidae. The record is from RefSeq and is a predicted model, not a curated record. Bases 148 to 825 code for a protein of 225 amino acids.